Molecule: messenger RNA, 1206 nt
Organism: Mastomys coucha (southern multimammate mouse)
Lineage: Eukaryota; Metazoa; Chordata; Mammalia; Rodentia; Muridae
Gene: Septin2
Product: septin 2
Exons: 13
Coding region: 148-1131 (327 amino acids)
Biological process (GO): regulation of exocytosis; cell division; cytoskeleton-dependent cytokinesis
Cellular component (GO): septin complex; synaptic vesicle; microtubule cytoskeleton
Molecular function (GO): molecular adaptor activity; GTP binding; GTPase activity
Source: RefSeq, a predicted model, not a curated record
GCGGGGCCCCAGGAAGGAGUUGGCAAGGGGCGGGGCGGGGCGAUGACGCAAUCUGUCCGCGCGCGCCGCUGGGCGGGGCAGGUCCGUGCUUGUCGCCUGACGAGCGUCCUCCGGCGUGUUAGCGGAUAGACAGAAAAAUCAAGAAAGAUGUCUAAGCAACAACCAACACAGUUUAUAAAUCCAGAAACUCCUGGCUAUGUUGGAUUUGCAAAUCUUCCCAAUCAAGUUCACCGAAAAUCAGUGAAGAAGGGGUUCGAGUUCACUCUGAUGGUGGUUGGUGAAUCUGGUCUAGGGAAAUCAACUCUCAUAAACAGCUUAUUCCUGACUGAUCUCUACCCAGAAAGAAUUAUACCUGGAGCUGCAGAGAAAAUUGAAAGAACUGUCCAGAUAGAGGCUUCGACUGUUGAAAUUGAAGAGCGGGGUGUGAAGCUACGGCUUACAGUAGUGGACACGCCUGGCUAUGGGGAUGCUAUCAACUGCAGGGAUUGUUUCAAGACAAUUAUCUCCUACAUUGAUGAGCAGUUUGAACGCUAUCUACACGAUGAGAGUGGACUGAACAGGCGGCACAUCAUUGAUAACAGGGUACAUUGUUGCUUCUACUUCAUUUCACCUUUUGGACAUGGACUGAAGCCCUUAGAUGUUGCAUUUAUGAAAGCGAUACACAAUAAAGUGAAUAUUGUGCCUGUCAUUGCGAAAGCUGACACCCUCACUCUGAAGGAGCGUGAACGGCUAAAGAAAAGGAUUUUGGAUGAAAUUGAAGAGCAUAGCAUUAAAAUCUAUCACUUACCUGAUGCAGAGUCAGAUGAAGGCCGUCUCUACCCAUGGGGUGUUGUAGAGGUGGAGAACCCAGAACACAAUGACUUUCUGAAGCUGAGAACGAUGCUCAUAACCCACAUGCAGGAUCUACAGGAAGUAACCCAAGACCUUCACUAUGAAAACUUCCGUUCUGAGAGGCUGAAGAGAGGCGGCAGGAAAGUAGAGAAUGAGGACAUGAAUAAAGACCAGAUCUUGCUUGAAAAGGAGGCUGAGCUCCGCCGCAUGCAAGAGAUGAUUGCAAGGAUGCAAGCGCAGAUGCAGAUGCAGAUGCAGGGUGGUGACACUGACAGUGGGACUCUCGGGCACCACGUGUGAGGUGGAAAGGAAACACUUUGGAUAAGGAUGAUCAGUGCUACAGCAUCCAGUUCCUUAGCCCUGAGGAAGGGACUC